This is a messenger RNA of Peronospora matthiolae, 300 nucleotides long. NCBI's taxonomy places the organism in Eukaryota, Oomycota, Peronosporomycetes, Peronosporales, Peronosporaceae. The record is from the annotation of a GenBank genome assembly.
AUGACGUUUUCGAGGAGAGUUCAUGGUGAUGAUUACUAUGCACUUGCAAUAGCGAUCGAUGAUGUGGGAAAGAAGGCUAUCUGUCCGAUCGUGCGAGUUGCUGGUGUCUGUCACGUGAAGAGAAGCCAAGCCAGGUGUUUGUUGCAGAUCCAGCAUACUGAUGCAAAUAUCUACGCGGGGCCAGCCAUGAAAGCAGGAGGGGAGAAAAGAAGGGCUGGGACACUGCCGGCUCUUCGUGUUGGCAGUCGAUGUUGGAAGCUGUCGAGCAAGUUGCGACUUAAAGUUCUAGGAUUCUUCUGA